AUGGUGUUGGUUACGUGGGUUUGGUUGAUGCCGGUUGUUCAGGCAGUCGGGGAAAAGUACUGUUCGAGUCAGAAUACGGGCUCAGGGGAUGGUUCUUCAUGGCUGUAUCAGAGCAAUGGAUGGUGUUCAGACCAUUGUGCUGGGUCUCAGUAUGCUAUCAUACAGGGAGCGAAUUGCUGGUGUUCUGAGUCUGCGCCGGGCAGUGUUGUGUCGUUGAGCGAUUGCAGUGAUCCGUGUAUCGGGUAUCCGGCGGAGAGAUGUGGGAACAAGGAUGCGGGAUUGUUCCAGUAUCUGUAUUUGGGACAAGGUUCGCCGCCGAGUUUUGUGACGAGUGUAUCGAGCAGUGCGAGUUCGACUGCGAGUUUCAGCUCGGGUUCAACGAGCUCGAGCAGUGAGACAAGCAGUGUGAGCACGAUGAGCAGUUUGAGCAGCUCGGGGAGUUCGAGUACAUCGAGCUCCAGCAGCACCAGCGCGAGUUCAUCGACGACAACAACGUCCUCCACAAGCACCAGCGCGAGUAGUUCAUCGACCACAACAACGUCCUCCACAAGCACCAGCGCGAGUAGUUCAUCGACCACAACAAUGUCCUCCACAAGCACCUCUAGCACAUCUAGCACCUCUUCAUCCAGUACCUCCAGCACGUCGAGCUCCAGCACCUCAAGUAGCUCGAGCUCCAGCAGUACAAGCGCUUCCAGCUCAUCCUCCAGUACCCUAAUUGUCGCCUCCAGUUCCUCCUCUACUCCGGCGACUUCCUCUUCGCCCAGACCUACGUCCCCCGUGCAAACGCAGUACUCCACCUCCGUCAUUGGGUUCACCUCCGUGGUCUACUCGGUGCUGACGUUGACGCAAACGCAGACAACCCUCGACGGCAGCUCAGGCAACUUCACCACGCAAUUGACACAUGUCUCGCAGCUUGUGACCACUAUGACCAUGGUUGUCACUACGUCGUCCUCCUCAGCUACAGUCGUCGCACUUGCUCCUUCAAACGUCAACAAAUCAAACAACUCCGAUAGCAACGACUAUUGGCAUUCUCCCGGCAAAGUGGCUGGCACAUUCGUUGCUGUCGGAGUAGUCGUUCUAGCAAUCAUCCUCCUACUUCUCUGGUUCUUCUUGAUCAGGCCCAGAAAACAAAAGAGAGACUUCGAGGAACAAUACAACGAGGCUGUACUCUCACCAAGACGUCACGAUCAGUCCAGCGGUGCCGACUCGGUCAACUACGGCGGUAACCGCUCGUCCUCUGGCUCGCAAGGCUUUGUCUACGCGGACGAGAAGGGAAUUUUCGAGCCAACCUUGAGGUCCAAGAGACCGUCCUUCGACGACGACUCCCUAGAUUUUACAACUGCACAGCCUGUGAUAAUGGACCAAAGGCUGGAUCCAAACCAGGUGCUGUCCGAGAUCUGCCACAGUAACUCGAAAGUCUCCCUUGCGGAUGACAUCGAUUACUCCAGAAAGGUUCUCAGAGUAAUAAACGAGUAA
Molecule: messenger RNA, 1476 nt
Organism: Torulaspora globosa
Lineage: Eukaryota; Fungi; Ascomycota; Saccharomycetes; Saccharomycetales; Saccharomycetaceae
Gene: WSC4
Product: Wsc4p
Exons: 1
Coding region: 1-1476 (491 amino acids)
Source: RefSeq, a predicted model, not a curated record